Messenger RNA from Balearica regulorum gibbericeps (East African grey crowned-crane), 918 nucleotides. The record is from RefSeq and is a predicted model, not a curated record. NCBI's taxonomy places the organism in Eukaryota, Metazoa, Chordata, Aves, Gruiformes, Gruidae.
AUGUCAGCGUCUAAUCCCAUAGGAAGGCCACCUAGCCUCCAGCAGCUUCUUGAGAAGGACAUCGGCUCCCCAUUUGAAACAGCUGCUGUCCCUGUGCAAAUGCUCAAGUAUCCGCAAGCACGCAGUUGGUGUAGGAAGUCUGCAAAGCAGAACAAGCAACCAUAUCCAUCUGUGUCAACAGAUUCCGACUUCACCACUCUGCCAGCCUUUCUUCCUCAGAGCCACCGAUCUGUCCCUGAACCACCAAAAGAAACAGGUCAAAACAAGGUACAUCACGCAAACGGCCUUGGUCAUCAUCUUGGUUUCUCCCAGCAGGACUUGAGACAUAGUGAUCAAGGAGACUUCACACGCAGAUCCAGCAGUGCCUCCAGCAUUUCACGGUCAUUUCAACGAAGCAAGUCUCUGUUCUGCUUGCCCACGGUGAACUCCUCCUCAGCCUCAGACACUUUUCAUUUCAGUAAACCAUUUCAGUUUUUAAAUACUGAGUCACCUGCAACCAGGUUAAAAACAUGGAGAUGCAGCCCCAGGCUUAACACUGACGACUUGGAGGGUGCCCAGGAGACUGAUGUAGACACAGGGAUGAAGUUGUCCUUCUCAGACCUGUCUGUGGUCUCUGCAUACUCUGUCCUUAAUGGAUUUUGCAAUGACUUGGAAGCCUCUCUUCCCCUACAGAAGCGAACUGUCAGUAAGGCUAAACAGGCAGCCACCAGUGGAAGGCCUGUAUCAGCCAUGUACAAUACCUUUGAGUCAGUUGACAGCUCACUGCCUUCUCUCUCUGAGUGGUCUUCCAGCUCUUUCAUGUCAGCAUCUGUCUCCAAGCAGCCCAAACAGUCCUCAAGAGCAGCUGCUUGUUUUCUGGAUGAUCGAGGUAGUGUUUGCCCAGCUUCACCAGGCAACGAAGAAGAAUUUUACAUCUGA